This is a messenger RNA of Sinocyclocheilus rhinocerous, 1408 nucleotides long. It is a transcript of the gene polr2m, whose product is annotated as RNA polymerase II subunit M. The record is from RefSeq and is a predicted model, not a curated record. Gene Ontology annotation, cellular component: intracellular anatomical structure; nucleus. Gene Ontology annotation, biological process: intracellular signal transduction; transcription elongation by RNA polymerase II. The transcript is spliced from 4 exons. Bases 175 to 1203 code for a protein of 342 amino acids. Gene Ontology annotation, molecular function: transcription elongation factor activity. NCBI's taxonomy places the organism in Eukaryota, Metazoa, Chordata, Actinopteri, Cypriniformes, Cyprinidae.
AUGAAUGUGACAUAUCUGGUGUGGUAUUAUCGUCGCUUACUUCAUUGCCAUUGCUUAUUUUGACACAUGGCGGUAUAAGUGAAUUUCUGACGUCCUGUAUGAUGAUCAGUCAUGAAGACUAGGGUGAACGUGCCAGUGUGAGAUUUUACUGGUUUAUUUUUCACAGAUUUGAUCAUGUCGUCGGCGUGGACAGCGCGCCAAGGGGAAGUGGGUGAUCUGAGCAGCAAGAGUAAAGAUCAGCUCUUGGAGAUACUGUCACGACAAGAAAAGUUACUGUCUAAUAAGAGAUUUCUUCAGAGCCUUCCAGAUAAGGGAAAGAAGAUUGCUGACUUUGUGGAGAAAGUACACAUUGCACUUGGACAUCUGGAGGAGGAGGAGAGAAAACAAGCAAGUUUAAUCUCUGUCCGGACAGAGUUUCAGGCUAAAUAUCAGCAUGCCCUUGCCAAGCGAAGCACAGAUAAGCAUUUAGAAUCCAAUUUGGACAUGAUUAUCCCAUCCCAUGACAGAAACCAAGCCAAUGUCAAUAUCGAUGCGGCUAACAUACAGGAAAAUGGUGGUCUGUUGGGCCAAGAGGAGUCUUUGACAUCCCAGCCUGAGCCUGCUGAAACGCUACAAACAGCCGGUGGGAAUGCAGCAGCUUCACUGAUGAAAGACACAGAGCUUGUGGAGGUGUUUGGACGAGUAACUCUUGAUGAAAGUAACAGUGGCUCCUACCAAGACACCAUAAAAGCUCUGUCUCCUAGUAAGCCCUUUCAGGGUAAUCAGCAACAGAAGAAACCACAUUACAUAGAAGUUCUGGAGAAGACAGAGAAAAGUGUGAAUAUGAGGAAGCCCAGAUUCAAACCAAACCAGUUAGCUGUGAAAUCCGAGUCUUCAUCACCUAGUCAGGCCUCUGGCAGCACCACACCACUUAUUGCAGAGGCCAGAAGACAACGAGACCGAAAACACCUGGAUGACAUCACUGCGGCCCAGCUUCCACCCCUGCACCACAGUCCUGCCCAGCUGCUGUCAUUAGAGGAGUCGGCUGACCUUCUGCAAGAGCAGACCAGAAAACACCUGGAGUUGCAGGCCAAACAAGUUGCCCAGAAGCUGGCAGAUGGUCUGAGUUUCAAGAUGGAGAGUUACAACCCAGAAGGAGGCCCACUGGCAGCCUACAGAGAGGUGCAUGAUGAUGGGGCCCAGCUUUCCUCAGAGGAGGACUGAUCGUGGGGCCCUACAGAGAGGGCACUGGCUUGUUGAUAUGUUUGGCCCCUUGCCCUGGACCAACUCUAGGCCUAGAGCCCAUGCUUCAGGACCCUGGAGAGAGGCUUUCAGCCUGAGGACAAGAGAAGGGCUCUUCAUGAACUGUGCUGACAAUGUCUUGGAUUCUGCCAUUGAAGAUAAAUAACAGCAGGUUGAAUCAAGUUAA